This is a messenger RNA of Aspergillus alliaceus, 1041 nucleotides long. RefSeq names its product alpha-hydroxy acid oxidase. The record is from RefSeq and is a predicted model, not a curated record. The transcript is spliced from 8 exons. The coding region runs from base 1 to 1041 and encodes 346 amino acids. Lineage: Eukaryota; Fungi; Ascomycota; Eurotiomycetes; Eurotiales; Aspergillaceae. Gene Ontology annotation, molecular function: oxidoreductase activity; FMN binding.
AUGAAUCGCGAGCGAACGAGGGAUAGAAAUGUGGUCACAGUCAAAGAUUUAAAAGAUAGUGCUAGUAAGAACCUACCAAAGGUCUAUGCAGAAUUCCACGAUGAGGGCGCGAUGGAUCUAGUAACGCUCCGGGACAAUGAAGAGGCAUACAACCGGUAUAAAAUCAGACCACGCACUUUGGUAAAUGUCGAAGAUAUCGAUAUGUCUUCGGAGAUCUUCGGCGCCAAGCGUCGCCGAAGUUUCACUUGGGUACCCUUGCCAUUUUCAUUUGGGCCAACGGGUAUGCAAAGGUUAGCUCAUCCAGAUGGCGCGCUGGCAACUUCUCGGGCGGCUGCUAGCAGGAAUCUCGGCAUGGUCUUAGCGAUGCACUCCACUGUGUCACUGGAGGACGUCUCGCGACAAGGCAGUGCGAAUCCCUAUGGAAUACACAUGAUAAUGCUAAAAGACCGAGCACUCAUGAAGCAGAUUCUAAGAAGGGCUGAGGACGCGGGGUAUCUAGCGGUUUUUCUAUCCAUGGACUGCCCAACUUUAGGCAAGCGAAUUGAUGAGCACCGCAACGACUUCGUCAUCCCUGGAAAUCUGUGCUGGCCCAAUUUGCUCUCUAGGGGGAAAGAGGCGUUCUUCGGGCAGGUCAGUGGCAUGGACUUUGAUGCAAGUAUUGAAUGGCACAUUAUAAUACCUUGGCUUCGGCAAACGACACCCUUCCAAAUAUGGGUCAAGGGAGUUUCUACUGCUGAAGAUGUCGAGCUCGCCGUUCAAUAUGGCGUCGAAGGCGUUGUCAUUUCAAACCACGGAGGUCGUCAGCUAGACGGGGUACCCUCCCCGCUGGAUGCACUUCGAGAAUGUGCGCUUGUUGCCAAAGGAAGAAUAAGAAUUGCGGUCGAUGGUGGGAUUCGAAGAGGCUCAGACAUUUUCAAAGCCCUCGCCAUGGGUGCACAGCAUUGCUUUCUAGGGAGGAUUCCCAUCUGGGGCUUGGAUUGGAGCACUCUAAACUCACUGGAGAAAUUCGAAACGUACCAGAUUUCCCAGCGGAUAUUCUAG